Molecule: messenger RNA, 1626 nt
Organism: Mizuhopecten yessoensis (Yesso scallop)
Lineage: Eukaryota; Metazoa; Mollusca; Bivalvia; Pectinida; Pectinidae
Product: mucin-2-like
Exons: 2
Coding region: 1-1626 (541 amino acids)
Source: RefSeq, a predicted model, not a curated record
AUGCCGACCACAACCACAACUGAGGCGACUGCAACCACCACAACUGAGCCGACUACCACCACCACAACUGUGCCCAUAACAACCACAACUGUGCCGAUCAAAACCACAACUGUGCCGGCCACAACCACAACUGAGCCGCCUACAACAACCACAACUGUGCAGACCACAAUCACAACUGCGCCAGCUACAACCACAACUGUGACGACCACAACCACAACUUUGCUCACAACAACCACAACUGUGCAAACCACAACCACAACUAACAGAGCCCACUACAACCACAACAGAGCCGCCAACAACCACAACGGUGCCGACAACAACCACAACUGUGCAGACCACAAUCACAACUGCGCCAGCUACAACCACAACUGUGCAGACCACAAUCACAACUGCGCCAGCUACAACCACAACUGUGUCGACCGAAACCACAACUGUGCCAACACCCACAACAGUGCCGACCAAAACCCCAACUGUGCCCACAACAACAACAACUGUGCCGACCACAACCCAACAACCACAACAGUGCCAACAACCAAAACUGUGCCGCCCAAAACCACAACUGUGCCAACACCCACAACAGUGCCAACCACACCCACAACUGAGCCGACUACAUCCACCACAACUGAGCCCACCACAACCACAACAGUGCCAAGAACCACAACUGUGCCGUCUACAACCACAACUGUGCCGAACAAAACCACAACUGUGCCCCCAACAACCACAACUGUGCCGUCGACAACCACAACUGUGCCGAACAAAACCACAACUGUGCCGACCAAACCCACAACUGUCCCCACAACAACCACAACGGUGCCGACCCCAACCACAACUUUGCCCACCACAACCACAACUGACCCGACUACAACCACCACAACGGAGCCCACUACAAUCACUACUGCCAACAACAACCACAACUCCGACCAAAACCACAACUCUGCCCACAACACCCACAACUGUGCCGACCAAAACCCAAACGGUGCCCCCAACAACCACAACUGCGCCCACUACAAUCACUACUGCCGACCUCAACCACAACUGAGCCAGCAACAACCCCCACUGUACCGACCAAAACCACAACUGGGCCGACCACAACCACAACUAUGCCCACUACAAUCACUACUGCCGACCUCAACCACAACUGAGCCAGCAACAACCACAACUGAGCCCCCAACAACCACAACUGCGCCGACCAAAACCACAACUGUUCCGACCACAACCACAACUGCGCCGACCAAUACCACAACGGUCCCCACAACAACCACAACGGUGCCGACAACAACCACAACUGUGCAGACCAAAACCACAACUGUGGCCACAACAACCACAACUGUACCGACCAAAACCACAACUGUUCCGACCAAAACCACAACUGUUCCGACCAAAACCACAACUGUGACCACAACAACCACAACUGUCUCGACCAAACCCACAACUGUCCCCACAACAACCACAACUGUUCCGACCACAACCACAACUGCGCCGACCAAUACCACAACGGUCCCCACAACAACCACAACUGUGUCGACCAAAACCACAACUGUGCCAACCACAACAACAACUGAGCCGACUACAACAACCACAACUGAGCCCACUACAAUCACUACUGCCGACCACAACCACAACUGA